Messenger RNA from Marmota flaviventris (yellow-bellied marmot), 1375 nucleotides. RefSeq names its product testis expressed 28 (gene Tex28). Gene Ontology annotation, cellular component: endomembrane system. The record is from RefSeq and is a predicted model, not a curated record. NCBI's taxonomy places the organism in Eukaryota, Metazoa, Chordata, Mammalia, Rodentia, Sciuridae.
AUGGUUUUAAAGGCAGAAUACGUCAAGAGCCCAAGUGCAACACUUCCCUCCAGUAUGCCUUCUUGCAGGUCUCUGUCAUCCAGCGAGGAUGAUCCCAAUGGGCAUUCCAGCCUUUCAGAGGGAGAACUUUCCCGGAAUUUACAGGAAAGUGUCAAGCACCGCAUCCUCUACCUCUCAGAGCAGCUGAAAGUGGAGAAGGCUAGUCGGGAUGAGAACACCGUGAGCUACCUCAGGCUAGUGUCCAAAGCUGACAGGCAUCAAGCUCCACGUAUCCGGCAGGCCUUUGAGAAGGUGAAUCAGCGCACUUCUGCCACCAUUGCCCAGAUAGAGCGAAGGCUCCGUCAGUGUCAUCAGCAGCUCCAGGAACUGGAGGAAGACUGUAGGUCCAAGGGCUCAGUACUUAAGGUGAAAAGCAGUCUGGACAACUGUGAGCAGCCCAGUGCAAAGGCCACGGUUUCCAAGUCCCCCAAGCUGGGUGGGGAAGAUGGUCUAUCCUCCAACUUGCCUGAUGUCACCAGACCCUUCACUCUGGAGAGUCACUUCUCAGACUUGCAACAGGAGAAUUUCUCAGAGACAAAGCACAUGUCCCAGAAACGAAAGCUACAAUUGCAGAAGGUGAAGGAAGAGCUGACAGAAGUUAAUAAGUUCCACAUUGACCUUCAAGUGUACUACCAGGACCUUGAGGGGAGGUAUCUGAUGGACCUUCAGAUGUCACUGGAGUCCCUUCAGGAGGAAAAAUGCAGACAAGCAGUGAUUGAAGAACAGGUGAAUGAUCACUUUCAGGGGCAUCUGGACGCAAUUUACCAUCUCAAGCAGAAUCUGGCCUGCACUGAAGAGAAAAUGUCCUAUCUGUCCUAUGAGAGAGCCAAGGAAAUAUGGGAGGUCAUGGAGACUUUCAAGAGUCGAAUAUGCAAGCUAGAAACUCUACAACAAGUCACCCAAGUGGAGAUGAUGGCAAACCUUAGAAGCCGUCCCCAGGAGUAUUUGUUCAGAUUCGUGAGCCUGCUCCUCACACUGGCCACAGCCCUCUUGGUCUUUGUCUCCGCUCUGUGCUCCUGCCCCUUGCCUCUGAUCCACUCACGCUUACGCACAUUCACUGUACUCAUGCUGCUCUUGCUUGGGGCCCUUGCCUGGCAGAAGUGGCACACCAUCGCCACUGUAGACUGGCAGGCAUGGGUCCCUUCAAAGUGGAGACUGGACUCUAAGAACUCCAAGCCUCCAUCGGAUAGAUCUUAAGGGGCUGGGAGGACCAUCACCUGAGUUUGCUAGUGUCCUCCCUGUUUGGGGGUGUUUAGGGUGCCAGUAAGCCCUCCCUAGACAGCUACUUCACAGCUCUUUAAUUCCAUAACCACCAACCUGGUGAGAUGUAUGCAGA